This is a messenger RNA of Cicer arietinum (chickpea), 2085 nucleotides long. RefSeq names its product probable hexosyltransferase MUCI70. Lineage: Eukaryota; Viridiplantae; Streptophyta; Magnoliopsida; Fabales; Fabaceae. The record is from RefSeq and is a predicted model, not a curated record.
UAUUACUAUUGAUAGUAGCAAAAAAGAGUAUUAGCAAAAAGCGGGGGUGCGAAUAGCAUUGCCUUCAGCGAUUCCAUGAACCUGUGAUGACCAUGAAUAAGGAUCGAAGAAACAACAAAAACACAAAAACAGGAAGAUUUCUGUUUCAGUGUGAAACUUCAAUCUCUCUCGAGCUUCACUUCACUUCACUUCUUUGGACAAUCAAUUUGAGUUUCGUUUAAUUAUCUCUUCUUUUUGUUGUGGGUUCAAAUCCAACACCAUAUUACACAUUGUUAGAUCUGUAUCCUUCAUUCACCACUCUCAAGUGAUGAUAACUUGAACAAAGAAUCAAAUAUGGAGGGUGAUCUUCAAAAGUCAAUAUCUUCCCGCCUUAAUCGUAGAGGAGACCGGAGUAAUCAAAAUCCUCAAGCUAAAGAUUUUGAAGUGGGAUUAUUUUCUUCAGGGAGGGUACCACAAGAUUAUCCCAUGAAAAUUGUUUGGAAGAAAGGGUUUGUUCGAUUGGUUCUUGUUGGAGGGAUCUUGUGGAUGUUGUUAAUUCUUAUUGCAUUAUUGUUCCAUAUAUGGUCUUGUCAAUCUUCUGUCUCCUUUUUAUCAGCCAUGUGUAACAAAGAGAGCAAGGUUUACACCAUGUUAGACACUAUGGGACUUGUAACAAAACCUCACAGAUGUCCGAUUCCUGUUUCCAAUAACCCUGAUAAAAUAGUUAUCCCUACCGGAAGAACUUCCGACAAAAUUGUCAAAAAAUUAUUGUAUGUUACCGAAGAUGAGAUUCCAAAUAAUAGUUCUCAGUCAUCUCCUCUUUUUGGAGGCCAUCUAAGUUGGAAACAAAGAGAGGAGAGUUUCAAACUGAAGUCAAAUAUGAAGGUGCACUGUGGAUUUAUCCAAGGUGGUGGCGCUGAAAUGGAUCCUGUAGACAUUAAAUAUGUUAAGAAAUGCCAAUUUGUUGUUGCAUCUGGUAUUUUCGAUGGCUAUGAUCUACCUCAUCAACCAUCAAAUAUAAGCAUUCGCUCAAAGAAACUUUUUUGCUUUCUUAUGGUGGUGGAUGAGGUAUCUCUGAAGUUCAUGAGGGAAAAUGGUACUGUCAAAGAAGACAAUGCUGGUGGAAAAUGGGUGGGAAUUUGGCGACUUGUUCUUCUUAAGAACCAACCUUAUGAUGAACCAAGGAGGAAUGGGAAGGUUCCUAAAAUAAUAACACACAGGUUGUUUCCUCAAGCACAGUAUAGUAUAUGGAUUGAUGGUAAAAUGGAGCUCAUAGUUGAUCCUUUACUUAUCCUUGAGAGAUACCUAUGGCGAGGGAAGCAUACAUUUGCCAUUGCUCAACAUAAGCAUCACCGUAGUAUAUACGAGGAGGCUGAUGCAAACAAGAGGCGAAAGCGAUAUGCACGACCCUUAAUUGAUCUCCACAUGAAAAUAUAUUAUUACGAGGGGAUGAAACCAUGGAGUUCAAAUAAAAAUACUAUUAGCGAUGUCCCAGAGGGAGCCAUUAUCAUUCGGGAACAUACGGCCGUGAACAACUUGUUUAGUUGCUUGUGGUUUAACGAGGUUCACCUCUUCACACCAAGAGAUCAACUGAGUUUCGGCUAUGUUGCGUACAGAUUAGGGGACGCAUUCAAAUUCUUCAUGUUUCCCAACUGUGAAUACAAUUCACUGUUUGUGUUGCACCCUCACACAAGAGAGCACUCUUCUCCCAUAGAAUGGGUUAAAAAGAUAGAUGAACUUAAGGAUAGCAAUUUAAAAGAAAGUAGGGGGGGAUUAGGCUUGUUUACACCUUAUCCUGCGGAUCUUAAUUCAGUUGUUCUGCCACAAAUAACAAGAACAUCAAAAGCAGGAUGACAUUUUUGUUUAUUACUUUUAACAUAUUUAUUUUAUGUAUUUUUUAUUCUAAGGAUUUGUUGAUCCUAAUUAAUGAAAGUAAAGAUGAAGCUAGUCAAGCUUAUUUUGAGAAUUUAGAAAGACUUUCUGCCUUUUUGUCUUUCCUCUCAGUUGUUCAUAACUGGCAUUGUGAUAUUGGAAAUGACUGAAGUUACAAAACUUGGAGACUAAUCUUUUUCGACUAGUCUUGAGACAUAAAAGAUAAGUUGUUUU